CACUCCCACUCAAAAUCCACGCGAUUCACACUUCCUAUCUCCUAAUCCCCUCUCUCUUCACAAUUUAUUCGAUCUAGGAUCACCCGAGGAAUGGAGGAUUGCUCGACGACUUUCACAGUGCCAGCGGCGGAUCCAGCUCCGGAGGCGGAGGACAAGGAGUUGUCGUGCCCAAUUUGUAUGCAGAUUAUGCAGGACGUCUUCCUAACCUCGUGCGGCCAUAGCUUCUGCUACAUGUGCAUCGUCACUCAUCUCCACAACAAGAGCGAUUGCCCCUGCUGCGCUCACUUUCUCACUCCCUCUCAGCUCUUCCCCAAUUUUCUCCUCAACAAGCUAUUGAAGAAGACAUCUACCCAUCAACUAUCAAAAUUAGCAUCUCCAGUAGAACAAUUUCGUCAUUCACUGGAACAGGGCUGUCAAGUUUCAGUGAAGGAGUUAGACUCUCUAGUGUCUCUGGUUACAGAGAAAAAGAGAAAAUUGGAACAAGAAGAAGCAGAGAGAAACAUGCAGAUUCUGCUGGACUUCUUACACUGCUUAAGGAAGCAAAAAGUUAAUGAACUCAACGAGGUGCAAAGUGAUCUGCAAUACAUCAAGGAAGACUUAAAUUCUGUGGAAAGACAUAGGAUAGAGCUGUACCAAGCAAGAGAAAGGUGUUCAGUUAAACUGAAGAUUCUCUCUAGUGAUCCUCUUGGAAUUAGAUCCCGCACUUCCUCUAGGCCAAUGGAUAGAAACAUGUCAGGCCCUGUGUCCAACUCUUACAACUUAAGAGGAAUUACUUCUAUGAACUUCCAGUUCACUAAAGACGAAGCGAAGGCUCAAGUUAAUAAUAUCCCUCGAACCCAGAGCAAGGAAGCUGCUCCGAGCGAACCAACUUCACAACAUAUGAGCCAAUCUGGUUUGGCAGUUAUGCGGAAAAAGCGAGUCCAUGCACAGUUUAACGAACUUCAGGAAUUUUACUUACAAAAGAGACGUCAAUUGGUCAACCAAAUAGAGAAGCAAGGACAUAAAGAUAACACCAUCAUUAGAAGAGAAGGUUAUAGUUCUGGUUUAGCAGAUUUCCAGUCAGUUCUAAGUACGUUUACUCGGUUCAGUCGAUUACGAGUAAUUGCUGAACUUAGACACGGUGACCUAUUCCACUCACCCAAUAUCGUUUCAAGUAUAGAGUUUGAUCGGGACGAUGAGCUGUUUGCUACUGCUGGAGUUUCACGGCGGAUAAAAGUUUUUGAUUUCUCAUCAGUUGUGAACGAACCUACAGAUGUGCAUUGCCCUGUUGUUGAGAUGACUACUAGAUCUAAGCUUAGCUGCUUGAGCUGGAACAAGUUCACGAAAAAUCACAUAGCUAGUAGUGAUUAUGAAGGCAUAGUAACUGUCUGGGAUGCUGGUACUCAACAAAGUAUCAUGGAAUAUGAGGAGCACGAGAAACGGGCAUGGAGUGUUGACUUCUCCCCAACAGAGCCUUCAAUGCUUGUUUCUGGUAGUGAUGACUGCAAGGUCAAAAUUUGGUGCACAAAGCAAGAAGGUAGCGUUCUCAACAUCGAUAUGAAGACUAAUAUAUGCUGUGUGAAGUACAAUCCCGAGUCCAGCAAACAUGUUGCGGUUGGCUCUGCUGAUCACCAUAUUCACUACUACGACUUGAGAAACCCCUGCCAUCCAGUCUCUGUGUUCAGUGGUCAUAAUAAGGCGGUUUCAUAUGUGAAAUUCCUCUCCAGCAACGAGCUUGCUUCUGCUUCAACAGAUAGCACUCUCCGGCUAUGGGACGUGAAGGACAAUCUGCUCGUCCGUACAUUUAGAGGGCACACCAACGAGAAGAAUUUCGUAGGCCUAACAGUCAACAAUGAUUUCCUAGCUUGUGGCAGUGAAACAAAUGAAGUCUCUGUCUAUCACAAGGCUAUCACGAAACCCGUGACAUGGCAUAAAUUUGGAUCCCCGGAUGUCGAGGACGUCGAGGAAGAUGCGGGAUCAUACUUCAUAAGCGCAGUAUGCUGGAAAGUUGGAAGUCCCACCAUAUUAGCUGCCAACAGUAGAGGAACAAUCAAGGUGUUGGCCCUCACUGCUUGAGAUAAGGAAGCAAACAGUAACUCCGGAGUUUGGACUACGAUUGUUCAAGUCGGAUUCUCUAUUGCAACAUUGUGCAACGUCGAAAUUCUUAAUUAUUUCACCAUAUCUCCGCCGAUUUCCACAAGAAUUUUUAAAAUUGAAAUCCAUCAAUCGUAAGAGAUGUUGCACAAUAAUGUAAUGGACGAUUCGGCUUCUGAUUAUUUCACAGUGGGUUGCGUUACUGCAUAUUCAUCGUGUA
This is a messenger RNA of Salvia hispanica, 2293 nucleotides long. RefSeq names its product E3 ubiquitin-protein ligase COP1-like. Gene Ontology annotation, molecular function: ubiquitin protein ligase activity; protein binding. NCBI's taxonomy places the organism in Eukaryota, Viridiplantae, Streptophyta, Magnoliopsida, Lamiales, Lamiaceae. The record is from RefSeq and is a predicted model, not a curated record. Gene Ontology annotation, biological process: proteasome-mediated ubiquitin-dependent protein catabolic process.